AUGCAAAAGGUUGACGAAGAUUCUCGCAAUAAGUGGAAAGAAUCAUUGAAUUUCGAGACAUUACCAAAAUGGGAGGAUUGUGCCAAUUUAUUAGACAGACACUGUCAAUUCUUAGAAUCAAUCGGAAAUGAAAAUAGACCUCGUAAUCAGAUGCGUCACAAGACGAAUGCUCAGAAUAACUCCAAUGUACGCUCGAAGCAGUAUAUUUUUUCAGUAGCGAUAUCGAAUCGAUCUUGUUUCAUGUGCUCAAGUUUAGAACAUUCUAUAACAAAAUACUCUAUGUUUAAAUCCCUAAUGGUGGAGCAAAGGUUUAAUAAGGUAAAGGAACUUGGUCUGUGUAUUAAUUGUCUGUCACAGGGGCAUCGAGCAAACAACUGCCCAUCGAUGCAUAGGUGCAAAGAAUGUGCAGGGCGUCAUCAUACAUUGCUUCAUCGCCUCCAGUUAAAAAACCAUCAAAUUACAACUGUAUCUCGAACUCCAUCUUCGGAACUUCCUGUUGCCUCACAUAACCAUCAAACCAUCUCUGCCGCACAAGAAGUCAUUCUGGCCACUGCACUAGUUUUAGUAAAAGACUGUUUAGGGAAUUAUCAAAUUGGUAGAGCUCUACUUGAUUCUUGUUCGCAGGUGAAUUUUGUUACGGAAGACUUCACAGAAAGACUUAAAUUACCAAAAUAUAAGAAACCACUCUAUGUUUCAAGUAUUGGAGAUUCAAGGACAAAUAUUAGCCAGCAAACUACUGCGCGUAUAAAAUCACGUCAUUCCAACUAUUGGACCUAA
Molecule: messenger RNA, 777 nt
Organism: Teleopsis dalmanni
Lineage: Eukaryota; Metazoa; Arthropoda; Insecta; Diptera; Diopsidae
Exons: 1
Coding region: 1-777 (258 amino acids)
Molecular function (GO): nucleic acid binding; zinc ion binding
Source: RefSeq, a predicted model, not a curated record